This is a messenger RNA of Ixodes scapularis (black-legged tick), 3431 nucleotides long. RefSeq names its product DNA repair and recombination protein RAD54-like (gene okr). Gene Ontology annotation, biological process: double-strand break repair via synthesis-dependent strand annealing; reciprocal meiotic recombination. The transcript is spliced from 3 exons. Gene Ontology annotation, molecular function: ATP binding; DNA translocase activity; ATP-dependent chromatin remodeler activity. NCBI's taxonomy places the organism in Eukaryota, Metazoa, Arthropoda, Arachnida, Ixodida, Ixodidae. The coding region runs from base 339 to 2420 and encodes 693 amino acids. Gene Ontology annotation, cellular component: nucleus. The record is from RefSeq and is a predicted model, not a curated record.
CUGGCCGUUGUUCCCCUGGCGUCAGAAAAGUGAAAAUGGACAAACGUUUAAUAAUAAUUUAAAACAAUCCAGCAUUUUAACCUUUCCUUGCGAGUUUAUUACGCGAGUUUUAGCGCUUCUAUAAACAUCACGUAAUACUUCCGCAAUAUUAAACUGGCUUUAACAACUUCCGAGACUGCCACCGGCGCGAUCAGUCGCUUCGCUGUGGACAUCGUAUGAUGGCGGUGCUCGGCCGAUUUCGCGCGUAAAACAAUUUGUGAAGGAAGCGAAUCGUUCCUCAGAUAAAUAAUAAUUUCGAUCAAGUUCAACCCGUGUGCGCCUCCCAUGCCCGCCCAAGAAUGCGUCGCUGUUUCGCCCCGAGUCAGGUCGCCAAACGGAGGUGCAUCCAAGACUACGAUGACGCGGACGAAGAGCCCCGACUCCUGCAUGACUGCUGCCGCAGCAGCUCUCAGCUGAGCCAACACGAAGCAUUCAUCCGCUCGCUCCUCUCCAAACCCUACAAGGUUCCCAUCCCAAACUACGUGCCGAGCCUCCAGAGCCGAUCGCUGGGCCUCAAACGAACCUCAGGUCCGCGACCUUUGCACGAUCCGGACGAGGAGAAUGCGCUCGUUCUGUACGCGCCUCCCCCGCUCUCGAACCACGAACAGAUAUCGACCACGAGUCGCUUAGUGCACGUUGUUGUCGACCCGGUUCUCACGCAAGUGCUUCGACCUCAUCAGCGGGAGGGCGUCAAGUUCAUGUGGGACUGUGUCACCGGGAAACAGAUCGAAGGCAGCUACGGUUGCAUCAUGGCCGAUGAGAUGGGACUGGGCAAGACGCUUCAGUGCAUCACCCUCCUCUGGACCCUGCUCCGACAGAGUCCGGAGUUCGCGACGCCAACCAUCACCAAGGCAGUCAUCGUGACGCCGAGUAGCCUUGUUAAGAACUGGCAUAACGAAUUGUCGAAAUGGCUCGGGGAUAGGGUGAGAUCGGUGGCGAUCGAAAGCGGGAGUAAGACCGAGAUCGACGCCCACAUUCGAGGCUUCAUGGCGGCCUUCGGCCGCCGCGUCUGCACCCCGGUCUUGAUCCUGUCGUACGAGACAUUCCGACUUCACGCCAGCGCGCUGCAGAGCGGCGAAGUGGGCUGCGUCAUCUGCGACGAAGGGCACCGGCUCAAAAACUGCGAGAACCAGACGUACCACGCACUCAACGGACUCCGGACCAAGCGCCGCAUCCUGCUGUCCGGCACUCCGAUCCAGAACGACCUGCUGGAGUACUUCAGCCUGAUCCACUUCGUGAAUGCCGGCAUACUGGGCACGGCGCAGGAGUUCAAGCGCAAGUUCGAGCUGCCCAUCCUCAAGAGCCGGGACUCGUGCUCGAGCGACGCCGAGAGGGCCAGGGGACAGGAGCGGCUCGAGGAACUGAUCACCAUCGUGAACCGGUGCCUGAUCCGUCGCACCAACGCGCUGCUGUCCAGGUACCUUCCGGUGAAGACGGAACACAUCGUCUGCUGCGCCAUGACGUCGAUCCAGCGGGAAUGGUACGACAGGCUGGCGUCUAUGAGGGGCGGCACGCCGCUGGCGACCAUCACGCUCCUCAAGAAGCUGUGCAAUCAUCCGUCGCUGGUGCGGGAGUGCUUCCCGGACAGCGGCCCGACGUUCAAGGCGAGCACGGUGAUGCCCGAGCUUUCCGGCAAGCUGAAGGUCCUCGACUGCCUCCUGGCGAUAAUUCGGAGUACUACGGACGACAAGGUGGUGCUCAUCUCCAACUACACACAGACGCUGGACGUCUUCGAGCGGCUGUGCAGGGAGCGUGGUUACGGAUUCUUUCGGCUGGAUGGCAGCAUGACCAUCAAGAAGCGGGCCAAGAUUGUGGCGGCCUUCAAUGUGCCCUCAAGUCCGGAGUUUGCAUUCAUGCUCAGCAGCAAGGCUGGCGGAUGCGGCCUCAACCUGAUUGGCGCAAACAGGCUGGUGAUGUUUGACCCCGACUGGAACCCGGCCAACGACGCACAGGCCAUGGCACGCAUCUGGAGGGACGGCCAGAAGAAGCCCUGCUAUGUGUACCGCCUGGUGAGCUCUGGGAGCAUCGAGGAGAAGAUCCUGCAGCGCCAGACCCACAAGAAGGCCCUCAGCAGCUGCGUGGUGGACUCGGAGGAAGACGUGGCCCGGCACUUUAGCGCUGCCGACCUCAGGGACCUCUUCAGGCUCGACAAAGAGGUGCUGAGUUCGACGCACGAGUCGUUGUCCUGCCGGCGCUGCGUGAACGGCAUCCAGACCAAGCCACCGCCGGAAGAUGCCGACGUCGGCAGCGACCUUUCGCAGUGGCACCACGCGGCCUCCAAGAAGCAGCUGGACGACACCGUGCUACGGCAGUGCUGGGACAUGGGUGUCAACUUUGCCUUCAGUCAGAAGUCUCACCGCAUCAAAGUCAUAGUGCCCUGAGACGUCCGAGACGACAACGGCGGCCGGGUUGGUCGUCGUCAUGGUGCGCCCCUUGUUUUGAAGGAUGGUCAUCAGUUUGUUUCCUGGUGACACUUUUUGUAGGAAAAAAGCCAACAACAAGAACAUGACGUAUCGCAGUUGUGGUGUGGCACCUGGAGCGUGUCUCUCCGACUGCUCUGUUUAACGCGUCCUCGAAUGAGGUCCCUUGAUAUCCGACCGAGGCCGUCACGAAAGUGUCGUGCGGUUGCUUGUCACAAUUUUGCCGGUAGUGCAGGUGUAGAGGCAGGUGCAACAGACGCCUGUCUUGCUGCGACUCGCCGUCGGCUCAUCCCUCCACAAAAGCUUCUGCAGCGACGAGUCGGGACGUCGCAACGACAGCAACGCCGGUGUUUGCUCGUCUUUUUCGCCGGAACUCCUGCGACCAACCGCCAGGGCCGCGACAUCCGACAGAUUGACGCUCCGGCUACUGCAACGCCAUUCGUUACCGCUUCGGCACCGCUAAAUGCAUCACUCGGAGACGCGUUCCAGGAACUGUAGUCGUGGCAGCAAAUGCAAGACCGCUGCGUGAUAUUUAGGCAUCGACACUUUGUUGCGUGACGAGUCGGGCACGCCUUUGAACCAGAGAUACCCGAUGUAGUUUUUGUGGUCAUUUUGACAUCGUUGGUAUUCGUUUCUGGACGGACUGCGCAGAGCCGUCGCCGAGAGUGUGCGCACCAGGCGUCGGCUUCGUGAAUCUCUACUGCCUGGGAUUGCGUCGUGUUGCCAAAUUUUAUUAGGUGUCAGUGAGGCUCAGAUGUGUGUGUUGGCUUUGUGUCGAUACAGAUAUGUUGUCUCCUUGAACAAGAGCAACAUUUGCUUUUACUCUCAUGGAAUUGAUUGCUGGUUAAAUAGUCAUGACACAUCGCAGUCGGUAUUUUUCGUGGUGCUGCUACACGUGUAUGCUGCCACACGAGGCUUGAACGCCAACCAUGUGAUUUAGCUUUCGUGGAAGAAUUAAAUAGUAAUAAUAUA